This is a messenger RNA of Acanthochromis polyacanthus (spiny chromis), 3037 nucleotides long. RefSeq names its product phospholipase A1 member A (gene pla1a). The record is from RefSeq and is a predicted model, not a curated record. The transcript is spliced from 11 exons. The coding region runs from base 1267 to 2658 and encodes 463 amino acids. Gene Ontology annotation, biological process: lipid metabolic process. Gene Ontology annotation, molecular function: lipase activity; carboxylic ester hydrolase activity. NCBI's taxonomy places the organism in Eukaryota, Metazoa, Chordata, Actinopteri, Pomacentridae.
UUAAUAAAAAGGGAAAAUAUGUGAAAUUACAAUACAUUUACAAACGCAUUUAAACAGUUUUUUAUGUUUAAGCUUCAGUGUACCGCCGGCGGUACACCUACUAAUUUGCAUAGGAAUUUCAAGAAUGUCCGACGGCUGCAAACGCGAUUAUACAAACACUAUACACCGAUGGAAAGCUUAGAUUCUCAUGAAUCCGCUGGUAUAAACCACUUUCAGAUGCGAUUACCACAGCGGGUGAGAAAAACACAUUUGUCCGACAAAAACAAAUAUUCAUCCAUCCGUUCUCUAUACACGGCUUCAACGCACACAGCGCGACUCACAUUUCCGGGUUUAUUAUUACACACAAAAAAAAGAUUCCACAAAAAACGGCCAUAAUCCAACCUUUUACAUCAGAUGACACAAGCCAGUAAACUAUUUUGUCCAAAACAUGUCCUGAAGUCGGUAUAAAAUCCCCGAAUCGGUCGUUUUCAAGGAAAUGCACCUCCCGAUGCGUGUCCAAUAUUCCCCGUAUUUUUCGUAAUUUUUUUUUAUUUAAAAAUAGAAUAUUAGCGAUUUUUUGUACUGAAAACGGCUGGAAUUGACUGAAGCUUAAAGGGUUAAAUAAUCAGCUUUCCUUAAAAAGUGGAAGUUUUGUGGUUUGUGUACUUUUUGUGUGUUUUCCUCCCACUCAUGUUGUGGGACUAAAAACCAGCUUCUCAUGAUGUAAAUCUGAACAUUUUAAAGUGAGUCUCUGGGAAACCACUUCCUCUGAACAAUCUCUGAUCCACUUUUCUUCCGGCACGUUCACGGAAAACCACCGAUUAUGUAAAAGACAAUGGAACAGUCAGUCAGCUGAUGGUUGAUUAUCAGGUUUCCACGGUGACCUCUGCUCACUUUGGCCGCCGACAAACAUCAAACAGGGUCCUCCCACUCCGACCACAGUCCAGCGACUCAAACAAACAGCCAUUGAACACGAAUGAAGUCACGGAUUCAGCACCAGGCAAAGACCUCCAGACACUUGUUGGCUGCAGAACAAACCCAGUCUGAAGGAAAGAAAGAGGGAAAAGCAGAAUGUAGCUAAGCAACAAGGAGACGGGGAGAGGUUGAACGUGGAGGAAUCUGCUUGGUUUGUGCUUUUAUUUUGAUGGAUUCCUUCCUGGCUCGGUGCCAGCCGGUCGCCACUUAGAGGUUUUUGUCCAGAGCUGGGAUUUACUGGAGCUCACAGCUGAUCUCCAUCCACCGACCGAAGCAGCUCCAGGCUUUCUUCACUCCUCUGUAGGUGCAGAAAUGUCUCCACGACUCCAAACCUUCCUGCUCUGCUUCCUGCUGGUUUCCGUCUCAUCUCUGGUGGGCAGUCUGGAUGGAGGUCAGGAGGAGGAUGAGUGCGCAGAACUGAACAACACCACGUGGACGGAGUACCGGCAGCACCGAUCCAAGCUGCAGGUCCAGUACCUGCUGCUGACCAGGAGAACCCUGGACUGUGCUCAGAGGUUCAGCCAGGACGCUCUCAGCAAGCACACCUCCGACUUCAACGUCUCCAGGCCAACCAAAGUCAUCGUCCACGGAUACAGGGCUCUGGGCAGUAAGCCGUCCUGGGUGAAGGAGCUGGGCCGGGCUCUGCUCAGGGCUCAGGACAUCAACGUUCUGGUGGUGGACUGGAUCUACGGAGCUUCGUUUGCCUACAACCUGGUGGUGGAGAACUACAAGGAGGUGGCGCUACAGAUCUCCGUCCUCAUCAACCAGCUGCAGAAACACGGCUGUAAACUGGAGCAGUUCCACUUCAUCGGCGUCAGUCUGGGAGCUCAUGUUGCCGGUUUUGUUGGAACUCUGUUUGAAGGGAAGAUCGGACGAAUCACAGGCCUCGACCCUGCUGGACCCAUGUUUAAAGGAGCCGACACCUUCGACCGGCUGGAUCCGUCUGACGCUCAGUUUGUCGACGCCAUCCACACCGACUCCGACUACUUUGGGAUCUCCAUCCCCGUCGGUCAUGUGGACUUUUUCCUGAAUGGAGGGAAGGACCAAACCGGAUGUGCUCGAUCCAGGUUCCCCUCUAUUCUUGUGUACUUUCCAGUGUACGGCUACGUGAUCUGCGACCACAUGAGGGCGCUGCACGUCUACAUGAGUGCCCUGAACGGAUCCUGUCCGCUGGUCGGGAUCCCAUGUUCCACCUACGAGGACUUCCUGGACGGAGACUGUGUCGACUGCGACGUCUUCAAAGGAACGUGUCCAGUUAUAGGUUUAUCUAAAAACAGUGGAAUAGCUGAAACAUCUCCGAUCCCUAAAGAACAGAAAGUUUUCCUCCUCACGACGUCUUCUCCUCCGUUCUGCGCUCAUCACAUCCUGCUGCAGCUGGAAGUUUCUCCUCUGGAUAAAAGUGCUGAAGUUGAAGUGACGCUUAUGACGGAGAACCUGGGAACCGAACAGAGACUCAGACUUCGGACGGAUACGACGGUCUACAGGACGGUGUUGGCUCAUCCUCUAGCUCUGUGUGAGAUCAACUCCAUCAGCCUGAAGAACACCGGAGCAUUCUACCGACAGGCUGAGAUCCACGUCAGAUCGGUCUGCGUCUCCGAGUUCCCAUCCAUCAGACGUGAGGAUCCACUGUGUGUGAAUAACUUCAUCGUCCGGCGAGGAUCUCCAUGGUCACAUGACUUCAUUCAGGUUUGUGACUUCUACUGAAGAUCUGCUCUGAAGAAACUAGAAUAAAAACUGCAUCUACAGCGAAGUCGCCACAUUUUCACCACCUUCUUUAAUAUUGAUUAAAAAUAAUCAGUUAAAUGUCAGUCAGCCAAAGAAUCACAGCUAAUUUCUCUGAUUCUAACCGACCCUAAACACUGUACGUUAGCUGGAUAAUCAGCUGAUUUUACAACAUCCAGACUGAAACCACUAGAAAAACAGUGACUUUUAUUUUUUGCCUGGUUUUGUGUAAUUUAAGUUUUAACUCUGAGACUGUUAAUAUAAUAAAAGGUGUCUGUUGUGAUCUGUUUUACUCUCAAGUCUGGCUUUGUUUUGUAUUUAUUCGUGAGUAGUUCAAGCAAUAAACACAAAUAAACUCUGA